Molecule: messenger RNA, 1553 nt
Organism: Platichthys flesus (European flounder)
Lineage: Eukaryota; Metazoa; Chordata; Actinopteri; Pleuronectiformes; Pleuronectidae
Gene: il12b2
Product: interleukin 12B 2
Exons: 7
Coding region: 1-1071 (356 amino acids)
Molecular function (GO): protein binding
Source: RefSeq, a predicted model, not a curated record
AUGACUUUUUCUCUGUGGAAAUUCGGACUUCUGCUCAUCAGCCUCAUAGAAGCGAAUGGACUCCACAACUUUCCAAAAAAUUUUGUUGUGGCAAAAUUUAACGACGCAAAGCCAGUCACACUGACCUGCAACACAAGCAGUGACGAAGAAGUCAAGUGGAAGUUUGAAGGGGUCGAGUUGGAAAUUGAGGAUAAUAUCCAGCAGGUCGGUCAAAAUCUGAGCGUGACUUACGUGGAGAGUCCCUUGCUGGGAGAGUACAGCUGCUGGAGAGGAGUAGAGAUGUUAUCAUCGACCCACCUGCUGCUGAAGGCGGAGGAGGAAGAGGAAAUAGAUUCCUUCAUCACUUGUUUGGCAAAGUCUUAUCACUGUCAGUUCAGCUGUAUCUUCAGCAACAGUGAAUUCGAAGCAGUGCGCGUCGGACUGGGCCAUGACUGCACUGAAGGAGGGAAGUUGUGUCACUGGAUCAGCAGCGGUGAUCAGAAUCGGGACGGGGGAUUCCAGUUUGAGCUGUCGCACUCCCUGUCACCCUACGCUGAGGAAAGCACCAUGCUCGAACUCACCGCUGAGGCCAUUGUUGACUUCAAUGUCCACAGGACAACAAGGAGAUUUUAUCUCCGAGACAUUGUUCAACCCGACAGUCCCCAGAUUGGCACGUGUCAGGAGUUGGAGCUGGAGCUGAACGUGACCAUCGAUCCUCCAUCCAGCUGGUCAACGCCUCACAGUUUCUUCGAUCUGGAGCAUGAGAUUGAAUACGUGUUCAAAGAUGACGGGAAGAUUGGCCGCUCUUUAUCUUCACUGGUGCCGAAGAGCAUCAGCAAGCUGAGGGUUCGCUCCAGAGACUCGCUGGUGCUCUCAACCUGGAGCGAGUGGACUCCUUGGAAAAAUGUGAGGACGAGGGAAGAGAACUUGUGCAAAUGCAGAAACACAGUAAAAUACUGCUGUCCAGAGUUGCCACUCGGGUUGAUGGACCGCUGCAAGAAGAAGAGGAAGAACAAGAACAAGAACAAAGAUGUCAGGCAUCCUAAAGACAUGUUAAAUCGUUCUGGUGCAAAAACACACCACACUUUGUAGAGAAUAAUGAAAAAAUAUUUGUAUACAUGGGUGUGUGUAUUAAGUAAAUAAAGUGUCUGACCUGACAGAUAAUAACUUGUGUUCUUCGCUAAAUUAUACUCAGGUGCCUGUUUAUCAUUAACAACUUAAUUAUCUUGUUAUUUCAGAAAUGUAGUCCAAAGAAAAAAGGUGCUCUGUUUUACUGAGCUAACAAGAUAAUCUGUUAAAAAAAAUAACGACAUAAUUUCCCCUUAAAACAAGUCUGCUGUUCUUAAUUAAUGACUUAAUUAUCUUGUUACUUCAGAAGAACAGAGCAGAUUUCUUCUCUCAGGUGAAUACGACACGCUUCCCUACAAAUAAAAAGGAAAUACACAGUCAAAUGUGUUUUUUUUUCAUGUUACAUUAUAUUACAUGUCAUUUGGCAGACAUUUUUAUCCAAAGCGACUUUCAAUUAGUGCAUUCAACAUCUUUGUUGUCUUUCAUUUGUAUAAAACAUCUAUGAG